CGACAGUUUAGUUGCGGUUUGUUAGUUGGACGUGAGAAACCAAGAGACUUGCUGUGCUUUGGCAAGUAAAAGUAUUUACAAGAUGCAAGUGAAUUUCUAUUUUAGUUUAGGAACAUUUCUUUGUUUACUUUGCAUAUGUCACCACGUGCUUGGCGACACGAAUGUAAAGUUACAUAAUGUUGAGCCACACAAAGGCAAACCUGUGUUAACUCCUCUCAAUAAACAACGUGAGGUUUUGGAACCCGAAGGGAAAUUUAUAGUAGAAUGGGAGACAGAUUUAGCUAAUGAGACGAUAACUUUCCAAGUGACUUGCCAAACGACUGGCUUCGUGGGGUUUGGUCUCUCUCCCGGUGGGGGAAUGACUGGAUCUGACUUAAUAAUCGGCGGAAUCGAUUCGACUGGCCAAUCUUAUUUUGCGGAUUAUCAUGGGGUCGGGCCAACGGUACCUGUUUUGGAUCAGGUCCAGAAUUGGGAAUUGCUGAGCGCAUUUGAAAAUUCAACCCAUACAUCCCUCCGAUUCAAGCGAGCACUCGACCCGUGUGAUCCUGACGAUGUGGCAAUCACUAAUGAUACGGUCAAUUUUAUUUGGGCAUUCGGACCCAACGAUGGCAUGUCAUAUCACAUGGGAGUGCGUGGGAGCGUGGCUGUCAACCCAUUAGAUCCACCAUAUCCUGCCGUCGACGUUUCCAGUUUCAAGAGUUGGAAGUUGACGGUCAAUCAAGCAAUGCCGGCGCCUGAAAAGAGCUUUAGUUAUUGGUGCAGUAUUCACAGUUCACCACAGUUCAAAAAGAAAAACCAUGUUGUUGGGUUUCGUCCACUACUUGUAGGUCCAUUGGCAGCAAAACACACACAUCACUUCGUCGUGUAUACUUGCAAGACGCCUCCGGGAAUUCCAGCCAAAGAAGUAUUUUCGCCAUUUAGCAACAAAGAAGGAGCAGAGUGUUACACAAAGGAAUCGCUAAUGAGCAAGCCCUUCCAACUUUGCUCCACGACCUUGUAUGUGUGGGGCGUUGGGGGCAAGGAAUUUUUCUUGCCGACUCAUACUGGAUAUCCCGUGGGCGAAGAUGCAAAUGAGUACUACAUGCUGGAGGUACAUUACGAUAACCCUACCCACUUGAAAGACGUUAAAUUUGAGACUGGGGUGGAAAUAUUUUACACGCCAAAAUUAAGGCAAUACGAUGCUGGAAUGAUGACGAUUGGGCACACUGUCCUCGCAUCCCUUCUGAUUCCUCCCAGGUCUAAAGAUUUUAUGAUCGUGGGUCAUUGUGGAAAAGAGUGUACAAACAAAGGGAUACCGGAAGGUGGAGAAAUCUACCUCUUCAACACGUUGUUACACACCCAUCUCGCCGGGAGGAAAAUGAAACUCAGGCACUUUCGAAAUGAGACGGAGCUGCCGUGGGUUUCUUAUGACGACCAUUAUCAUUUCAAUUAUCAGAAAAAUAGACCUCUUAGAGAGGAGAGAAAAAUCCUUCCUGGAGACAGUUUGACCUUUGAAUGUACUUAUGACACGACCUCACGAAAUGAUGUAACUGUAGCCGGAUAUUCAACGAGAAAUGAGAUGUGUGAGACAUUUGCGUGGUAUUAUCCCAAAGGUGCGUUUGAAGGAUGUUCCUCUUUUUAUGACAUUCAACACUUGUACGAUCUGUUUGGCAUCAAAGAUGUGAAAUGGCUGCCUGGAAUUGACUCUGGAGCUCAACCAAUCGUACAACAACCAACUUCAAUGGCCAAUAAAACAUUCGGAGAAGCAAUACAAGCGUCUGUGACUUGGACCCCAGAGUUGAGGGAAAAGUUGCAAAAUAUGGUCAAGUUGUCAGAUCACGAAGGGGUUUGCAAUGUUAAAGAAAAACACCCACCUCCACAGCCCGAGGACUACUACACGCCAUUCAAUCCUCCACCCCCUCCUCCCAAAAUGAUUUGGAACUACCCGAAAGUGGACAAGAUUUAUGAACCACCUCUGAGAUGCAAUGUUGAAGAAAAUAUCAUUCCAAACUGAAUGAGCACACAAAUGUGAUGAUAAACCGUGAUACCGAAAAACACAAAUAGCAAUUGGACAAAUUUGAAUGCAUUCCGAUCUUUUCUACUUACAGUUCUACUGGAUAUGUUAAAACUUAUACUUUUCUAUUGAAUCUUUUUACCAAUCUGUGCUAUGAAAUAAAUGCAACUAUUUAUAAAAAAA
This is a messenger RNA of Folsomia candida, 2176 nucleotides long. RefSeq names its product DBH-like monooxygenase protein 1. NCBI's taxonomy places the organism in Eukaryota, Metazoa, Arthropoda, Collembola, Entomobryomorpha, Isotomidae. Gene Ontology annotation, cellular component: secretory granule membrane. Gene Ontology annotation, molecular function: dopamine beta-monooxygenase activity; copper ion binding. The record is from RefSeq and is a predicted model, not a curated record. Gene Ontology annotation, biological process: norepinephrine biosynthetic process; octopamine biosynthetic process; dopamine catabolic process. Bases 83 to 1993 code for a protein of 636 amino acids. The transcript has 17 exons.